This is a messenger RNA of Aspergillus saccharolyticus JOP 1030-1, 3019 nucleotides long. RefSeq names its product putative nuclear RNA binding protein. The coding region runs from base 393 to 2771 and encodes 792 amino acids. The record is from RefSeq and is a predicted model, not a curated record. The transcript has 2 exons. Lineage: Eukaryota; Fungi; Ascomycota; Eurotiomycetes; Eurotiales; Aspergillaceae.
AAACAAUCAACAACCAUAACAAUAACAACACUAGUCAAUUAUUUGACUACUGUUGAUGACUUUGAUUAUUAGUAGUUAUUGUUUACUAGACAGUCCUACACUAAUCUACUCCUUCUCCUCCUCCUCCUCGUCAUCGCGCGUCGUCUGACCGCUUUUUUCCCUUUCUCCUCAUUCACUUCUUCCCCGCCCUGCUCUUCCCCGGGUUUCUGUCUACCUUCCUGUUGCCUAUGUUCUUCGGAUCAGGAACGUCCUGUUGACAGAAAAAGUUAAGGUCGACUGGCCCUGUAGCUCAGGCUAACUCUGCUCGCAACAAAAAACAGAGUGCGAAGGCUGCGCGUGCGAAGUGACGGCGCGAAAGCCGAUGGAUGCGUGAGCAAGUGAAUGCAGCAGGGAUGACCGAUCACAUCCUCGGACACUGCGUGGUCGAGACGUCGACGGACAACCGCACGGCCGCAACGGGAGUGGACGCGCUCGAGACCGAUCGUCAACUCGAACAAUCGCUGCAGACCAUGUGCGCCAACCGCCACCACGAGGCUCACCGGAAGUCUCCCCGUCGCAAGCAUGUGCGCACCAUCAAUGACUCCACCGAUGAAGAAUCCGAGCCUUCUUCCGACGAUUCCGGUCGCUUUGACGAUGCCGAAGAGUCCAACUACCCCUCCCGAGCGCAGAGCAGACCUCCGUCCGUGCACUCGGCCAAAAGACGCCGGUCUAAUGAGUGGCCUUUGCAAGUUGCCGAUGGCGAGGCAGCCGCGAUAGCACAGGACGACAACGAUCGUAACGACAACGAUACUAAUGAUAAUGCUCAUGAGGCUGUGAGCAAUGGCGGCAAGACGGGAGGGCUUCGAAAGCCGUUUCAGACUGCAGCGGGUAGAAAUUCUCCGCGGACGUCGUUGGGAUCUGGCCGCUUCAGCCGUCAGAGCGGGUCGUCUGUUCGGGGUCGACGAUCGCGGUUCGUCGAGGGAACUAUGAGUGAUAGUGUGAGCGAGAAGCCACCGAGUAUCUUCCUGCGCGACGAUGCACGGCACAGUGGGAGUGGCACCGGGCAGCAGCGUGGAUCUGGUAUCUUCCGGUUUGGAAAGGCGAUCGCGUCCGCAUUCAAUCCCUUUGGUGUUUGGGGGUGGAAGGGCAAUGCUGAGGCGAACAAGCAGCCGGAAGACCCGCUGGCUCAGGCCGAGCGAGCCUAUGCUGAGCUCAAGCGAUCCGGCUACAAGGGGACGGUCAAGGGCAGCUACAUACGGAGCCUGGACGGUGAGUCUGGAAUUCCUCCGAAGUCCUGGAAUCCCAUCCCAGAGCCCACGACUUACCGGCCCCUGGCGUAUCAUUCGCGACAGAACUCCGGGGAAGGAAUCGAGUCCGGCGGCUCCAUCCGGUCCUCGUUUCAGGAGCUGCGUAAGGCCAAGUCAUCCUUGGGAAUUCCCUACAUCAAACGCUUGGACUCAAACAAGCUUUCCUCCGAGGAACAGCCAGAGGGGGCGGAAGUGCGACGACAGAAGUCACGCAAAGAGCUCCAGCGACAGGCCAAGCUGAUGAAGCGCGUAAGUGACCUGGAACUCAAAUUACACCGGGCCCGUCAGGAAUUACGCGACUUGGUGGGUGAGGAAGAAGAGGCACAGGCAUCGACAGCCUUUCUCGACAAACCAUACUCCCGCAGAUUUGUCCCCGGGGCGCUUCCCUCGCUGCCAUCCGAGCGGUUACUGCACAAUACCAGCCAGCCAACGUCUCCAAUCUCCCCACGAGCCGUGUCGACACCUUUAAUCUCCCUGCUGGAACAUGCUCAGCAAAUCGAACCUGCUGAAGUGCAGCAGAAAUUCACACCAUACAAGCCAACACACAGUACACCGCAGCAACAGGAUGGUAGGACACCACGAACACCCAAGGAGCCCCCAUCCCAAUCGUCUUUGACCGCAGACAGUCCCACACUCAAACGCAAGUCACCGGAUCCUGCAUCAGUGAAAACGUCCCAGCACGAAUCCGACGACCGUCGCCCCUACCACGGAUUAAACAGUACACCCACUCCCCGUAAGCCCAAGCUUCCCAAAAUGGGCCCCGGCGACAGCCCCGGCUCCGUUGAGCGUAAGCAUACGGCCACUGGUCGUUCUCCCAAUACCGCAAGUGAGGAGCGCGGUCGUCGACGCUCCACACCUCUCCGAUCAUCGCCCAACAUCCCCCGGUCUCCUUCAACAACAGCGGCGCGCAGACGCGCCUCAAACUCCCGAACUCGUGCCACCCUGCCCCAGCCCAGCCUGCGCAUGAAAAAGGGUCGUCCCGAUCUCCGGUCCGCCAGUGCAGGCGAAGGUCUACUGCUGCCCACUGCGAAUGCGGGGGAUAACCAUGACAAGGAGAAUCAGGAUGCGCAGCAGCUGCAGCUAUACAGCAGUAGCACGGCGCUAAUCAAGUCCCAUGACUCUGACGAGAUGUUCAUCACCACGGCGUUGACUUCCGGGGAAUUCCCGACAAGCCCCAGCCCGAGCUCGUCUCCGAGCAAGAAGAGGUCUGCGCGGUAUGAUCACAUCCCCCCGGUGCCGCCGCUCCCGAAGAACCUGUCGGCCACCGCGGCGAAGGUAGACCGACGACUGGCGAAGGAGAUGGGCAAGAAACGAGAGGCGCGGGAUCGUGAGAAGGCGCAGGCACAGCCCCAGCAGCAGGCACAGCCUCGACCUCAGAUGCAACCGCAGUCGUUGUUGGGGCAGAGGCUGGAGGCUGUGGAGUUGGGGAAGCGGUCGGGCUCGGGCGGUGCUCAUAGUUUCCAGUGGCCGGAAGAUUUCUUUUGAGUUACAUUUGGCAUGGUUAUGGAUCGAGGAUGCGGCGCUGGGAGUUUUACGUCUGGUUGGUUUGGUCGGGGGUGUUUUGUCUUGGUGUGAAGAUCUGCCGGUCUCCUGAACACCGAUUUGAAUAUGUUACAGGCUUCGAGGGUGAUGUCCCAUUCGCGUAUGAACUGGUCCAACGGACAGGACAGGACGGGGAGUCUUUCCUAUGUGAUUUCCUACUACUACUACUCCCUAAUGAAUGUGACGACGUG